AUGGAACUCCUUGAUUUAAGGAAAAAUCAACUCAGUGGAACUGUGCCCACCGAGUUGGGCAGUUUGGUCCUGGUUAAGAAAAUUAUAUUAGAGCAGAAUCAGCUUGUUAGUAGCAGCAAUAUCCCUUUGCCUUUUCUCAUUGCUCUCACAAAUUGUUCCCACCUAGAAUUUAUAAAAAUGUCGCACAAUCAUUUGAGCGGUGUUUUACCUCGAUCCAUAGGCCACCUUUCUUCAAAGCUCUCUAUCUUAGAUUUUGGGAACAACCAGAUAAGGGGUAACAUUCCUCAACAAAUUACAAAUCUUACCAACUUAACCUACUUGAACAUAAGUAACAAUCUUCUAAGCGGAUACCUGCCAUCUGGACUCAAAAGAUUCUAUAAGUUGGAAAGAUUGGAUUUGAGUGGCAAUAAUAUAGGAGGAGGCCUUCAAGAGGAAAUCGGCAAGAUGAAAAGUCUAGGGGAGUUGGAAGUUAGUUGGACCAAUCUAUCAGGAACAAUACCAGGCUCUCUUGGUAGACUUCAACAGCUGAGAAGACUUUUUCUGCACCACAACUAUUUCUCAGGAGAGAUACCUUCUGGUUUGCAGAAAUGUCCAAACUUAGAACUGGUAGACAUCUCUCACAACCACCUGAGUGGAAACAUCCCUGGAGAAUUUAUGACAAGUCUAAAAGGCCUUCAGUUUUAUUUGACUAUAUCAUGGAAUUUUUUACAAGGACCACUUCCUGUGGAAAUAAGUAAAAUUGUAAGUGCUCAAGCAAUAGACAUUUCUUGUAAUAAGCUUGACGGAAUGAUUCCCUCAGCUCUUGCAAAUUGCUUAGCACUGGAGUAUCUCAAUCUCUCUAAUAAUGCAUUUGAAGGUCCGAUUCCAGAUGCACUUGGGAAAUUAAAAAAUUUGGAAUCUGUUAAUCUUUCUUUCAAUUUCCUAUCAGGUACAAUACCUACAUCUCUUACAAAUAUGAAAGUGCUCCGCUACUUCAAUGCCUGUUUCAACAAUUUGACAGGUGAAGUUCCAAAAGUAGGAUUGUUUUCAAAUAACAAAUUUAAUGAAUCAUUUAUGGGAAAUAAUGGUCUGUGUGAUACAGAAAAUUUACCAGAGCACGCAUGUCCAAAUCAGGGUAAGAAAUUGAAGUCACCACUUACAAAAACAAUGUUAUCAGCUGCUGGAGUGAUUGCAUUUUUACUGUGUAUUUCAAUCUUUGGAAUAUUGUGUUGUCGGAAAUAUUCACCAAGUCAAUUUGAUCUUCCAGAUUUCAUGUUUGGAAGACUGAGAUAUCCAAGGUUAACAUAUCAAGAAUUGGUCAAUGCUACAAACGGAUUUAAUGAGACAAAUUUGCUUCGUGUAGGUUGCUUUGGCUCAGUUUUUAAAGGAAUUUUAAGAGAUGGUAUGUUAGUUGCAAUCAAAGUUCUGAAUUUCCAAAAUGAAGAACUCGAGAACAGUUUUAAGAGAGAAUGCAAAAUCUUGGCUAGGACUCGACAUCGAAAUCUCGUUAGAGUUAUAAGUGCUUAUUCAGACCUUAACUUCAAGGUUUUGAUUCUUCAGUUUGCUACAAAUGGGAGCUUGGAAAAGCUUUUGUAUCCUGAAAGUAAUGAGGAGGAUCGUUGUGAGUUCAGGUGUCCUGUCCGUGAACCCGCAACUUUAACUUUUGACACAAAUUCUUCUUCCUUUAUGCUUUUAAGGGAUUUCCAUACCGUGCUUCGAAGCUCCCAUUUUGCUGAGCUGGCUGCGUGCUGGCAAAUCUUGUGGUGGUCAAUGAGAAAAGAAAAUCUCCUGAAAAAUCUGGGAAAGUCUUCACAAAUAUCAGGUCAGUGA
Messenger RNA from Cryptomeria japonica (Japanese cedar), 1809 nucleotides. RefSeq names its product putative leucine-rich repeat receptor-like serine/threonine-protein kinase At2g24130. Gene Ontology annotation, biological process: protein phosphorylation. The transcript is spliced from 2 exons. Gene Ontology annotation, molecular function: ATP binding; protein binding; protein kinase activity. The record is from RefSeq and is a predicted model, not a curated record. NCBI's taxonomy places the organism in Eukaryota, Viridiplantae, Streptophyta, Pinopsida, Cupressales, Cupressaceae. The coding region runs from base 1 to 1809 and encodes 602 amino acids.